Messenger RNA from Amblyraja radiata (thorny skate), 1305 nucleotides. RefSeq names its product galectin-8-like. NCBI's taxonomy places the organism in Eukaryota, Metazoa, Chordata, Chondrichthyes, Rajiformes, Rajidae. Gene Ontology annotation, cellular component: cytoplasm. Bases 32 to 1150 code for a protein of 372 amino acids. The transcript has 10 exons. The record is from RefSeq and is a predicted model, not a curated record. Gene Ontology annotation, molecular function: carbohydrate binding.
AGCAGAAAGAAGGAAGACGAGAGCCAGCAAGAUGAUGAAACAGCUGCCCAUCUAUAACCCGAUAAUCCCCUUUAUUGGGAGAAUAUCGGGCAGACUUCAGGAUGGGAAGGUGGUGAUAAUUCAAGGACAAGUGCCAGAAAAAGCUGUGAGAUUCGAAGUGGACUUUGUGUGCAGCAACUCCAAACAUUCGGACAUUGCUUUUCACUUCAACAUGCGUUACGAUCAAUCCACCGUGGUCUGCAACACGCUGGAGAAUGCCAAUUGGGGAACUGAAGAGAUAAAGCACCAGGUUCCCGUCAAAGCCAGAUCAUACUUUGAACUCAUCAUUAAAACAUGCAAUGAUCAUUUCCAGGUCUCUGUGGACGGGCAGCAUUUCCUGGAGUACAGACACAGGUUGCCCAUGAUGCGUGUCGACACCCUGGGGGUUUCCGGAGAUGUUCAUGUGAAUGCCAUCACCUUCAAAGAACCAGACGUGGGUAUCACACUGUAUACUUGCCGAGCCCAAGCCCAUUGUGGAAGGGCAGAGACUGAGAGCACACCUGUCCCAGUGACUGUGUCUAAUCCAGUUGUUCCAUACAAGGCCUAUAUCGGAGCCAUCCGUCCACAGCAGCUGAUAAAGAUUGUUGGGACUGUGAACACCAAUGCUACCAAGUUUUCCAUUAAUCUGAUGGCGAACUGCUGGGAUAACAUUGCCCUGCACAUCGGUCAAAGAUUCAAUGAAAAAGUUGUGGUGCGGAACAGCAGAAUCCAGCAGGAAUGGGGUACAGAGGAGCGAGCUUUGCCCUUCCACCCAUUUGUGCCUGGCCAGACGUUUGAGCUCGGGAAAGAUAUCCAGAGUGUGGUAACCGUGUCCUUACGUCUCGGCAGUCCCCUGCUAGGUCCCCCUGUGUUCUCAGUGAACAGUCCACUUUGUUCUCGGUUUUUGUUGUUGAGUGCCACCCAGUCAGCGGAAAGACUAAACAUCAAGUUCAAGUUGAAUUUCACAUUUAUUGCGCCCAUUAAGGUGCAGAUCAUGGUUCAAUCAAGCUGCUACGCAGUCUCUGUCAAUGGAAGGCACCUCUUCAACUACAACCACAGGCUGGAGCCCCUGAACCAGAUUAAUCAACUGGAAGUCAUUGAUGACGUCAGCCUUUCUUUAGUGCAGUACUAAUGUUUUGAAGUAAACAAUCUGCUUUAUCCAGAAAACAAAAUCAGCAUAAUCUUCCCAAAUUCUCAUUUUUAACCCUCUACUUAUUUGGUGAUCAAUCCUGUAGAUUGGUUAUUGCAUGUGAACCAAUCAGAAUAAUGUAGCAUCAUUAACCCCAC